AUGUCAGGCAAGAAUCCACCACAGCAGUUGUCGCCCAUGACGCUGCCCUCUCCUAUUGCGAUCAAGUCCCGUCGUGACUCUCUUGCUUCGGCUUCAGUAGCCUCUUCUCAACCCGAUAAAGUCCAACUAGCGCAAGCCCUCGACAAGAUACACACUUCCGCAGCUCAGUGUGAUGUCCUAACAACCUUCAACGACCUCGCGCCGCCGCCGGAUGCGACAGCAUCUCCCGAGAACAAAGUAUUUGGCGGGGACUUGGUACAGAAUGGCUUCAGUGGCCUUUAUUCUCGAUUCAAAGAGGCUGUUGGUGCUGUGGGUAAAGAGAAGUCAUCGGUCCAAGAGGAGGUGGACAACCAGGACGCUGCGUCCAAGAGGAGCUCUAGUACAGUUGCCACGGCAUCAAAAGUCUCAGUUGGCUCUUUCCCACGGGCUGAUACCGGCAUGACAAGCUCCACAAUCCAUUCCACGUUCUCCGAUCCUAUACUAUCCACGGCUCCUUCGUCUGGAGCCUUGACGAGCGAGGGUCAGUCGUUGCAACAAUAUCAGUCAACCAAAGCGUCGUCUGUAACCAAUUUUACGGCGACUUCGACUGCUAAGUCUGCAUCUUCAAGUCGGCAGAGUAUUCCAAACAUGACGAAGGCAACCGCAUCCGUCGCGCCCGUAACUGUGAGUGCAUUCAAGGAGCCACGCAGCCUGCCAAGCAGAGCCGAGGACGCGUCUGGUCGAACAUCGGUUGUGAGGAAGAGCAUCACCAGUAGGCCAAGUGAUGGGCCAUCUGUGGGGUCAAACUCUGAUGGAUCCAGCAUGUUUGAUGCGGCUGGCUUGAAAAGCACUGCUGCCCUGGAGAAAAUCGUGGUCCCCAGUAGGUCUAGAUGGGACGAAGCACUGAGCAAUGAUGGCAACAUCGAUUCCCCCACGAGCCCUGUCAAAAUUUCCAGGCCAUCCGUCGCCGUUCCCACUCAGUCUUUCCCGCAGGAUCCCAAUCUGCUGUCUCCGACGAGUCGCCUUUCUGGUAGGGAUGUAGCCAGGCGACCGGCUGUCAUUGAUCGAAUCAGCCGGCCGCAGUUUUCACGAAGUCAUUCAAGAUCGUCCUCGCUCUCUCAAGGGGCUGCUGAACCCAGCGUUAUUAGUACGUCAGCCCACAACAGUGUUUAUCACGAGUCCUUUGGUCGGGAGGACCGGCCCCAACGGAUGAGGUCAGGUGGCUACAAGAUACCUGGCACGACUACAGAUGAAGGCGCCCCAGAAGUGGUCAGCGCGACCUUGGAGCACAUGCGAAAGCAAGUCUUAAGCAAGGACUUCUGGAUGGCAGAUGAGACUUGCAAAGAAUGCUUCUUGUGCAAUGCACCGUUUUCCGCGUUUCGUCGCAAACACCAUUGCCGUACUUGCGGUUGUAUCUUCGAUAGCAGGUGUACGUCAAUCAUCUCGGGCCAAAGGUUUGGUGUACAAGGUACUUUGCGUGUCUGCAAGCCGUGUCUGAAUAUCAUCAGUCAGCGACAAGAGCAAGAUGGGAACGGGUCAGAUGACUCUGCCGAUGACUCAUUUCUUCCACAAACACUGAAUAUUUUCCGCCCUAUUUCCAAGUCGGUGACUCUUUCAGUUCCGCAAGACGAGGACGACGUGAGCAUCUCUGAAAAGGCGGACGAGGCGGACGAUGAUAUCAGAACGGCACAAACUCCUAUGAUGGCCAUCCCAGCCACCCGAAGAAUAGGAGAGUCCUCGAACCGCCACUCUGCUAUAUUGGAGAUUGAUGCGCCUCAACUUAGUCGGCCUAGCUCUUCAAGGUCCUUGAAGUCCCUCGCGGGGAGACCACAAUCCUCCGGUCACCGCCGCCAUCACUCAAAACAUAAUUUUCUCAGCCGCUUCAAGGGCAGCCCGGCACCAGAUGAUAGAGCGCCAUUCCGAAGAUCUGCAAAUGAAGAAGUGGCAAAGAAGUCUGGCCUUCCUGCUUUCCACGAUGACAAUGUCAUCGAUCCUGAUCUGGCCCCCUUUAUGUCGGACGAGUCUAGCGGCGACGAGCAAAUGAGCAUCUUCCAGACCAUGACAAGCAACGAGCCGAACCCAUCCAGCUUCGAUCAAGAUAAAUCCAAUUUCGGCCCGUACCUUGGCGGUGGUAGGAGGAAUCGUCUCCGAAAUCAGGUUGACAAGAGUAUCAGUGGUUUCAGUUUUACUGGCCGAGUUUUCGACGAUGGCAGUGGAGCGCAUUCCAGGCCAUCCAGGCGGCGGAAUCUCAGCACCGCUAGCGCAAGCGUGCAUCAUCUCCGUUCCCCUCGACCAAAGAGCUCGCAUCUUAUGAAAGGCCCGUCAGCCUCGACUGAGACCCUGCCCAACUAUGACAGCCCUGGUCCAAGCGACUCGUCAAGACUGACUCGAAGUUCGUCUAUGAAGGGAGACAAGGAGCCGCGGCUCGAACUCAAUCCCGCAAGUCUAUUACAUGUUCGUAAACUUCUACGACAACUCUUGGCCGACUCGGACGUACCGAAUGCUCCCGCUUGGGAGAAGGCCCUGGUGCCCGUGCUCCUCAAAUGUACAACUUCGGUCGAUCCUGAUGUCGAAAGGGGCGAUGACAUUGAUAUCCGGCACUAUGUCAAACUCAAGAAAAUAACCGGUGGUAGACCAGGUGACACUAGUUAUGUCUCUGGUGUUAUUUUCACCAAGAAGCUGGCAUUAAAGAGCAUGGCCCGACGAUUAACAAACCCUCGCGUUGUCAUUGUCUCCUUCCCAGUCGAAUACAGACGACAUCAGCAGCAUUUUAUGAGCUUGCAGCCGGUCAUCGACGAGGAGAAAGAGUUCCUCAAGGUUAUCGUCAAUAGGCUUGUCGCUCUUCGGCCUCAGUUGCUCCUGGCCGAAAAGUCUGUUUCAGGUCUAGCACUGCAGUAUUUGUCUGAAGCCGGAGUCGCAGUCGCGUACAACGUCAAACCUUCGGUCUUGUCAGCAGUUUCUCGGUGUCUGGACACCCAAAUUAUCUCAUCCAUAGACAUGUUGAGUCUCCCAACUGAACGAUUCCGUAUUGGCAAGAGUGUUGGCUUUGAGGUCAAAACCUAUGUAAACGAGGAACUACCGGGAAGGAAGAAGACAUACAUGUUUCUUUCAAGCAGUCAGGAACAGCUCGGCUGCACGAUAGCACUGCGAGGCGCCCCUACGUGCGUCCUGGAGAAAGUCAAACGCAUCACCGAAUUCAUGGUUUACGUGGUUUACAACCUGAAACUUGAGUCCUGCCUGAUGCGAGACUCAUACAUUCGAUUGCCGACAAGCGAGGAACUGCCUUCUAAUGCCAAUCAAAUUAUCGACGAGAGCCUUCUAUCCCUCAACAAUAUGAACAGCGUGUAUGAUGCCCGUCAGAGAACUAUGUCAACGAUGACCUUGGAGAGUUCGCCGCCUACUAAAGAGUCGACCGAGAGCAAUGGCGGUGGGUCUGAGAGGACUGGUCUCGUUACGACCGACUCCAUCCUAUCACAGUCACUCCACCACAACAACAAGCUGAUAUCCCUACAUGAGGCCCAUGUCUCCCAUGACAGCCUCGUGCCAGAAGAUGCUCCAAUGCCAAUCUACUACAGUGAAAUGGUUGCCAAGUACCAAACCAAAAUUCUGUCAGCGUCGCCGUUCGUUAAGUUUUCGCAGCCUUAUCUCCUCAUGAAAGCCCGAGAACAAGAGAGAAGGCUGGUACAUCUGAAGAAGCUGCGGGAUCAAGAUAUUGUCGAAGAACGAGGCGAUGGCGAGAAACCAAAGCCGCAAAAGUUCCAGCUGAUCAAGCCGCACAUGGUGCUCGAAACGGCUCACAAAGCCCCUCGACAGAUAAAGGAAGUUCUCCACGCGGUCCACGAUGCGGAGUACGACAAAGCCUUAUACAACUACCAGACGCAAACCCGGCAAUGGGAGAAUUACAUUCAGGGAAACCUUGACCUAUUCGAGCCAUACGCGCACCAGAACAUCGUCGUUCUUCAUUCAGUCGUCUGCACAGAAACCAAAGUACCUUGCGUGGAACCCGGCCUCAUUGUUAUCGCCUUCUACGAUGAACAUGCCGAGAGUGAUCCCAGUCUCGACCCAGAUUGUACGUUGGGCCAGUAUAUAGAGGAUGUUUGCUACAGCGCGGACUCCACUUGUACGUCUAACAACUGCGAUCGCAAGAUGCAUGAUCACCAUCGAACAUACGUGCACGGUGAAGCUCGCAUUACCGUCUUCAUCGAGCAGGGAAAGUUGCGCAGGGAUAACAUCAUGAUGUGGAGCUACUGCAAGAUCUGUAAGCACGAAACGGCUGAAAUGGAGAUGUCAAAGGGGACAUGGAAAUACUCGUUUGGCAAAUAUUUGGAACUUUCGUUCUGGAGCAGAGGCACGCGGCUCGUCAAAGGCGAAGAAGGGGGCGCCUGGGAAUGUCAUCAUGACCAUCAUCGUGACCAUAUACGUUAUUUCGGGUUACAGGAUAAGGUCAUACGCAUCCACUAUGAUCCAAUUGAUCUCUUGGAGAUCAUUGUGCCUCGAGCUCGAAUCACUUGGAAGGUUGAACAUGAUCUCAAUCUAAAAAAUGAAAUCUUCACACAAUCGCAGGACAGAUGGACACGAUUCACGUCUUCUGUCAAGUCUAGACUCAAAGCGAUCAAAUUGGACAACAUACCCUCCGACAAGGCUGAAGCUUGCAAAGUGGAGAUGGAGAGAAUGACGAAGAAAGUCCAAGACGACCACGUUUCUCUGAUACGAAAGCUUCAAGACGCAUACAUGAACUCAAAAUAUUACGAAGUCAUACCACUCAAUGUGAUUCUUCGCGAGAUGCUCGAGAAGGUUACUGAGUGGGAUGGUCUGUUUGCCAAAUUUGAGGCCGACUUCCUACCGAGCGAGAAAGAUAUUCGAAGAUUGACCAUGAUCCAGCUUCGAAAGAUGUUCACAGAUGAGUCCAAGGAGUCGCUCUCUAGCACCGACACAGCUACAGAGUCAACUGAAGCAGGUGAAGGGACAGAAAAGGCGUCACAAGCUACAGUAUCUGAUGGCGACGCGCAGAUUGAAUCUCAGCCCACGGAGGCUGAUCUGUCCCAGCCAGGCAUGAACGCAGAAACCAGUCCGCAGGAUGCGGUAGAUGAAAAGCCCCCUCUUCCCUCGCCGGAGGCUACCCUGGAAAGAGUUGAUCCUUUAGACCUUGCUACGCCCAGGUCACCAGGGUCCACCGUGCUCAACUUCAGUCAGCCUGAAUCACUCAUCACGAGUCCGCAGCAUCCAGCAUCGCGAGAGCUCUCUUCACCUUCUCCCUCAGAGCCAUCAAUCCCAAAGCCCAGUACGCCUACUAAUACUGCUCCGUCGACAUCAGCGACGUUGGAGGCACUCCGGCGCCGCCAACACGCAGUAGUAUUAGAAGCAGCGAGCGGAUCCAACAACGCGAGUAGCGAAUCAAGCAGAGGAACACAGGAGCUACUGAAAGUGGCGAUUCCAGAUCGCGUUUCGUCCCGUAGGGUGGGACUUAACGCGUCGCCCCCCAUGGUUCGUGCGCUGUCGCAACCCGCAACAAGCAUAUCGACCUUGCCUCGAACGCAAUCCGCAGUGGGAAAGAAGAUUUUCAGCACAGGCAAAGAUAAGGACAAAGCUCUUGUCGCAGAAGAUUCACCUGGUACGGAGAUGCGCAAGGUCCUUACGAACGACUCUGCGAAAAGUGAAAAGAAAAUAUUCAGUCUCCGGUCCCGAAACGGAGGAAAGUCAUCUAUUCCCCGGUUCGUCGGCAAGAAAAAAGACUCGAGGGUUUCUACUCUUGCUAGGCACUUUGAGCAGCUCAGUCGCGAGUUUGAGAAGGAGCGGAUUAAAGACCGAAAGCAACGUGCGGCUAAGAUGACACAUUCGAGAGCAUUUCUCCAACGGUCUUCUACCAAAGCUAUAGUUGAGGUGUAUGAAGAUCCGGAUGAGGCCGUGCAUGAACCUGGCCCAUCUGUGGAGGACUUAUUGAUGAACAAAGAUCCCAGCGAUCCUGAUCCCGGGAUCAACCAGACGCACGAGACUGGUGGAAGGCCUGCAUCAGGCCCUGUCCAAGUGCCGCCCCAGACUCCUUCUCCGCAGUCACCGGCUGAGACCGGCCGACCUACUGACGAAACUGCUACCGAAGCGGAAACAGAUGAUCUGACCCACGACACUAGCCAAGCUCCCUCGGAAGAUGAGCAAGGUGACACAGAUGGAGAACAUUCUCUUCUCGAAGGCACUACCCUUGAAGAAAUCGCACAGUCUAUCGAUUCCACCACCGAAAUACCUCUCGAGCUCCCCAAGCAAGACAAGAUGAACUUCAUGAAAGUGUUGACCAAUUUCUGGGCUGAGCGGUCUGCAAGCGAAUGGCCGCCCCUUGACUAUCCUCUUAAUGCUACCGAUCACAUCUUCAUCGACUCGGAUAUCAUUGUUCGUGAAGAUGAGCCCAGUUCGCUCAUUGCCUUUGCACUCAGUUGUGAGGACUACCGGGCUAAAGCAGGCAAAUUCCAUGGAAGAAGGCCAGUAGAAGUGUCUGGGAAUGGGAAAGAUACUGAGGAUGAGUUCAAUGCCGGGGUUAUGGCUGCAGAAACAAACAACAUGGUGACCGACGAUGCUCUAGAGGCCAGUUUCGUACGUGAAACCAGCAGCCAUCUUAAAUAUCAGUUCAAUGAGGGAUCGGCAAAAAUGCUGGUCAAGAUCUUCUACGCUGAGCAAUUCGAUGCCUUGCGACGAAAGUGUGGUGCCGCCGACCGGAUCGUUGAGUCCCUUUCUCGUUGUUUGAAAUUUGACUCCAAGGGCGGGAAGACAAAGUCGGUGUUCUUGAAGACCCAGGACGAUCGUCUGAUGAUGAAGUCGCUCUCCCCAAUCGAAACAUCAGCAUUUCUGAGAUUCGCGCCAUCGUAUUUCGGCAUAAUGGCUGAAGCGCUGUUCCACGAUCUUCCCUCAGUUAUCGCCAAGAUGUUGGGCUUCUUCCAGGUCAUUAUCAAGAAUCCCGUGACCAACACAGAAAUCAAGCUCGACUUGCUCCUAAUGGAGAACUUGUUCUAUGAUCGAGCACCUACCCGGAUUUUUGACCUCAAGGGUUCCAUGCGAAACCGCAAGAUUCAAUCGACAGGGGAACAGAAUGAAGUCCUUCUUGACGAGAACAUGGUGGAGUACAUCUACGAAUCUCCAUUAUUCGCCCGAGAACAUUCGAAAAAGCUUCUACGAGCGUCCGUGUGGAACGACACGCUCUUCCUUGCUCGGCAGAAUGUUAUGGACUACUCUCUCAUGAUCGCGGUAGAUGAGGUGAGGAAGGAGCUAGUUGUCGGCAUCAUCGACUGCAUCCGCACCUACACAUGGGACAAGACACUUGAAAGUUGGAUCAAGGGACGUGGGUUUGCCGGAGGCGGCCGCAAUAGACCGACAGUGACCAGUCCGAAAGAGUACAAAUCGAGAUUUCGAGAGGCUAUGGCCAGAUACAUUCUCCAGGCUCCAAACUGCUGGCAUCAGUUCAAUGCGCCCCUCAUGGCGGCCAGGUCGCAUGCUGAGUUCAACAUAGCAGGUGACGAGCCAUCCGUCCUUGAUAUUGCUAUAUAA
Molecule: messenger RNA, 7509 nt
Organism: Pseudomassariella vexata
Lineage: Eukaryota; Fungi; Ascomycota; Sordariomycetes; Amphisphaeriales; Pseudomassariaceae
Exons: 3
Coding region: 1-7509 (2502 amino acids)
Biological process (GO): phosphatidylinositol phosphate biosynthetic process
Cellular component (GO): endosome membrane; fungal-type vacuole membrane
Molecular function (GO): metal ion binding; ATP binding; 1-phosphatidylinositol-3-phosphate 5-kinase activity
Source: RefSeq, a predicted model, not a curated record